Aspergillus ibericus CBS 121593 is the source of this 916-nucleotide messenger RNA. RefSeq lists its product as uncharacterized. The coding region runs from base 434 to 886 and encodes 150 amino acids. NCBI's taxonomy places the organism in Eukaryota, Fungi, Ascomycota, Eurotiomycetes, Eurotiales, Aspergillaceae. The transcript has a single exon. The record is from RefSeq and is a predicted model, not a curated record.
GCCGGCUUUCAUGCAGGAUCCCUGCGCGACCUCGUAUUUCCCGUGGGAUGAACCGCUAGAUUUCCCGCGGUCUUGCUAGCCGCGCCGGACCUCAAACCGCCUGGCCUCCACUAAUCCGCCCACGAUCCGGUCUAACCAGGCUUUCCGUCCACUGAACGAGGCUUGUCUAGCCAAGAAUGGCUGCUUCAUGAAUCAUGCAUCGGCCUUCACCUCGGAGAUAUCGCAAAUGAGACACACCUCCGGUGUCCUUGGACUUCUUGGUCCUCUCGCCCAACCAGUCGCCCAUCUGAGAGCCUCGUCCGCUUCACCUCAACAGCAACAAAAUGCCGUGCAGUCUUCUACGAAGGUGUCGCUGCGCAGCAUCACCAGCAUAACUUGAAUCCCCCUGCGGCAAAUUAUAGUGUCCCCAGACAUCUUGCGGCUUCAGUUCCUCAUGAUGCCAUCAUCAGAGACGCUAAUCAGCCUGGACAAUCUAUCUCAUCGCUCUUCGAGCCCACGCCCCAGCCAAGAGGAUAAUAGGCAACUGCUUCCCAGUAGUGCAAGCUCAACCUCAUCGCGUCGCGGCUCGUCUGAUCCAAAUGCUCAUGCAUCAAAUGCCAGCCUUCAGCCCGAUGCCAGCGACAAUGGAGAUCAAAGCGACAGCGACACCAAUGCGGCUACAGAAUCCCACGAUAACUCAGUGGACGAUGAUGAUGCACCGCUACCAGCCAAAGAGAAAAGGAAGUGGCGUUGGAAGCACCUCGUGAUGGAUGCUGGGACUGACGAACCCUAUCAACUGCACGACGACGGUGCUACGCUGACCCGCAUGGUAUUUCUACGGCUGUUAGCCAUCUUCAUCAUGAUAGGGUCAGCCUGGCCACAUCUCAGAACUCUGCGGAGGCGCUAACCAUCCACGCGCAGGGCCAUCGUCCUCGGA